This is a messenger RNA of Pecten maximus, 4887 nucleotides long. Its product is annotated as short transient receptor potential channel 3-like. Gene Ontology annotation, molecular function: inositol 1,4,5 trisphosphate binding; store-operated calcium channel activity. Lineage: Eukaryota; Metazoa; Mollusca; Bivalvia; Pectinida; Pectinidae. The transcript is spliced from 12 exons. Bases 78 to 2912 code for a protein of 944 amino acids. The record is from RefSeq and is a predicted model, not a curated record. Gene Ontology annotation, cellular component: cation channel complex; membrane. Gene Ontology annotation, biological process: regulation of cytosolic calcium ion concentration; manganese ion transport; calcium ion transmembrane transport.
GCUACUGUCAGAUGGUUUCUGUAGUUUAAAUGUAAAGAUUGUUAUACUGUAUUAACAUUGGAUAAAACAAAAGCGAUAUGAGUUGCAAAAAGAAGCGUCGUUUGAAUGUCUUAGCAGAAAGGUUACGUCCAGGUCUAAGCGAAUCCGAAAGGAAAUUUUUGGACGCUGCUGAGCUUGGUGAUGAAGCCGUUGUGAGAAAGGUCCUAGAAAAUGACGUCGUAUCCCCUGAUUGUGAGGACUCGCUGGGACGAACCGGCCUUGACCUUGCAAUUUCAUCUGGUAAAGAAUCACUUGUUGUUUUCUUAGUUGGUAAGGUGUCCGGACCUAAAGUUCACCAAGGUCUUCUUUGUGCUGUUGGCAACAAUAGGACAGAGCUCUGUGAAAUUCUCUUACGUCAUCAGAUAUAUCGACGUCGCACUGUUGAAUCCGAUGUUCACCUUUAUAUGGACGAACCCGAGGAGUUACAAAACAGUAAACCACCGGAAAUAGUGGAAAAGGAUAUAGAAACUCAGGGAGUUUCGAAAGUGGACAAGAUGUUAAAAGAAGCACUAAUGAGAGCGGCUAUUAAGAAUAACUUUCAGGUUGUACAAAUGAUAAUGUUGAGGGCUGUUUCGUUAGAGAUUCCCCAUGACUACUUUUGUUCUUGUCGACAGUGUAUAGACGAUAGAGAGGGCGAUUACAUGGUAUUCUGUAACAAUCGUCUAGAUACAUUUAGGGCCCUGGCCAGUCCCGCCUACAUCUCCCUGACGGAGGAGGAUCCGAUCAUCGCAUGCUUUCAUCUCAGUAAAGGCUUCAAACGGCUUCAGAUGAUUGAGACAGAAAAUCAGAAAACGUACCAGGAGCUAGACGAGCAAUGCCAAACCUUUACCCUUGGUCUGAUGGACAACUGUCGGUCUUCAGACGAUGUCAAGUGUAUCUUGUCCGGAGUCAGUGCCAGGACGGCGUUCUCUGACGAUGAAGAUGAUGGAAACGAUAAAUCAUUUCAGCUCAACAAGGACGAUAGUUUCCCCCUUCUUUCUCUAGCAAUGCGUAUGGAACAAAAAAAGUUCGUGGGACACGUGAAAUGUCAAGCUCAGGUCUCCGAGCUCUGGUUCAGUGGACUACAGAUGCUUCGCUUACUUAACAGGUUUGAGUAUCUGAUGCUGGCAAUACCCCUCGGGAUCCUCCUCCUCCCGAUACUCUCCCUCGUCUACGUUGUGGCGCCGUGGAGCAAGGUGACAGUACUGUUAGACACACCUUUAAUGCGAUUCCUGAGUUACACCUGUUCCUACCUCUCGUUUCUGAUUGUCAUUUGUCUGUGUAAACUCAAGUUUAACACUGUGUGGCUCACCAUUGCCUGUGACGAAACUGACCGCCUUGCCUACAUUCUGAUUGGCCUGGUGUUUCUGUGGAUCCUUGGAUUGAUUUGGGAAGAAGUUAAACAGAUAUACCGUGCCGGUGCACAAGACUAUCUCCUUUCCAUUUGGAACCUUGUCGAUUCGUUCAUGCUGACGUUCCUGUUUGCCUCAUUCACGCUUGAUGUGGUAUUGCCCAUCCGGAUACGGCAGAUGAUUCACCAUUAUCAACCGACCAUGAACACUUCCGGUUAUCUCCUGAACAUGACGAUGCUACCUCUUUGUUACUCUAGUGGCGUCUACAAUAUGUCGACCUCAUACGACUGCCAGGCUCCUGCCACGCUGGCAAUGAUGGCCGAGUGGUCUCCUGUCUGGGUACCAGAUCCGGAAUUUCUGUCCGAUGUCCUUUUCUCUGCUGGAAUCAUCCUUAGUAUCAGUCGCAUAUCCUUUAUUAUGCCGGCCAAUGAGACGUUUGGAACUAUGCUGGUAUCUUUCCAGAGGACAUUCUUUGAUCUCGUCAAGUUGUUCGCAAUGUUUGUCCUUAUUCUGCUGGCAUUCACCUGCGGAAUCGCUGGCCUCUACGCCGCGCAUGCGUGCCAGACAGAAAGUUUUAAAGGGUUCACCGGGACAUUAUUCCUUUUAGUGUGGUCAUUGCUAGGAUUCGGUCCCGGAGAAGCACCAGACCUGCACUAUGACGCUCCUAUGACAUCACUAACGAACAACCCUUCUCGUGGCACGUUAGUGGUUGCCCUUGGUUACAUUCUGUACGGAAUCUAUGUGUUUGCGGCGCUUGUUGUACUCAUGAAUCUCCUCAUCGCUGUAAUGUCUAACACGUUCCAGGAAAUCCAGGACGAAAGAGAUGUGGAAUGGAAGUUUGUAAGAACAGAAUUGUGGCUGACGUUUAUAGAGCCCGGAUGUUGCGUUGCUCCGCCAUUCAAUGUUAUACCAACUCCGCGUGAUUUCUGUAAAUUAGUCACCUCAAUGAAAAAAUUCUUCCGUCGACUUUUCCGGAGGUGUCAUAAACCUGUACGGAGGAGUACAAAAAGAGAACGCUCGCUUAAGAAACUACAGGAAAAGAUUGAACUAGAAGAAGCUCAGUGUACCGCCCGUCAGAAUGUGAUGUGUACACUGGUCAGAAGAUACAUCCUGGAAUCUGAGAGGGAGAAGAUGGAGGAGGGAGAAGAUGCUGCAGAAGAUAAACUAAGGCGCUUGAUAGAAAAUGUCGCUAGCAAGCUUGACGAGAGAAUUGAUUACAUAGACACCCAUCUACAGAACGUCGCUGAUAGUGUGAACAACGUUCAGAAAGGCGGAAUGAACAUACAAACCAUGCAGAAAUCUGAAAUCGACCUCACCCAAACUCUAAUCGACACUCACGAAGGCUACCAGAAGAUGGUCCGUGAGAUGUGGGAGGACGGGAAAUCUUUCCGUGAUUCGAAGAUGGAGGCAAUCCGUGCCAUGAGAGAAGAACGUCUGAAACUGAUCGAGGAUAUGAAGGCAGCGGAGGCCCAGUCUCUAGAGGACAAUAUCAUUGACGCUUACGAUGAAGCCGACUAUAUCCCGAGGACGACAAUUAACUGAUCCAGUACACUUCUGUAUUGAAGAAGAAUAAUUUUCCAGAUCCCUUGAAAGAUUUCAGAUAAACAGCAUAUUGUUACAUCUUGUAUGAAAAUAGCACAAACUCGUGUCCAGAUGUUAACGUUAUUUUUUCCCAGAAAUGAAAUGUAUUAUAAUCAUUUAGAUUCAAGCCAAGGAGAUACUGCUUCUCACGGAUUGUUACUUUCGGGGAUGUUCCAGUUCUGAAAAUCACAAAAAAACAUGGAUUACGCUGAGAAAUUAUGCUCGACCUAAAACAGUGAAUGAAUCGAAGAAUUAAUUAAGGGAUUACAGAAAGACGAAGAGUUUUUAGAAUGCAGACGCUAGGAUCAUAUUAUAUGAUUAAAGUGACAUCAGUGACAAACUGUCCUUUCUAUUGAUAAUUUCCAAAUAUUUUAUAUGAUGUUUUAUUACAUUUAUACGAACAGAACGCUAUACUUUAUAUAAUUUUCGGUAAUACAUAACUGUAGUUCUAGUCUGUUAAGCUAUUAAGUUAGUUGUUAAUUGGUAUACAAUGCAGGAGGUAAAUACCGGGAAACGUAUAAAAAGUGGAAAUGAUUUGUACCUAUAUCAACGACUGGAAGCGAAGGGCAUCACGCGACGACUUAGGAUGACCCUCGACUGGAAUCACCCUUUCCUUAGGUGAAAUCAGAUGUAUAUUAAUAAUAACCCCAUAUUUAAAAUGUAAUCUAUGUAUAGACUAUUGCAAUGUAUCUAAGAUCAUAUUGCUUAGCCUAAGAGUAAAUGUUGGAUUUUUUCCUUGCGUCGAAAAAUCUUUGACUUGAGGCCAGCAAAACAGAGGGCUAUAUAUAUACAUAAUGGAACAAUUGCCAACAAUAUCCGUCUUACUCUUUGUAUUGUUUAUUGUUAAAUAUACAUGUUAUAUAUAUAUUAUCGUUGCCAGAGCGUGGAUGUCUCGACAAUUGGACCGAUCAUACUUAGUGUCUCGUUCGUCGUUAUUACCUCAUUGCAUAUUGAUGAAAUUGUAUCGAUUUUAGGUUGAUACAUAGUGCAUCAUACAAACACAUAUGCGUAAUGCUGUCCUUAUAAGUAUGAAUCUUACUUACUUAACAAAAAUUGCAAUCCAUAUUAGACUUAAAUUGACCACCCUGUCAGCCCGGAUAGAAGCGUAAUAUGGAGGAAACUAAAACACCAGGAGAAAACCCACGUGAUCGGUCAUGUGACCUCGGUACUAUUUCAAUCAGGGAAUCGAACAACGAUCGCAUUGGUGAGUACAUUACCACUGUGCUACACAAUCACUCUAAACCCAAGACAUAUAGAUCAAUAUAUAGAUAGAUAUAAUAAGUCACGAAUAAGGCUUAUAUCAAAUGUACCGUUAUGAUCUGGCAUAUAUAUGCAAUUUUAAUAUAUUCUAUGAGACAUUUUUUCGUAUUUAUCAUCUACCGUGACAGAUAUAGUCACCAUGGGGUCAAAAAUGGGAUUUGAUAUCUAAUAUCAAUUACAGUUUCAUAACUUAAUGUUUCAUGGUAAUGAAAUCACACACGACUAGGAUUAUGAAUGUGCUACUCAGUGGGAGUGUAAUGUUUAAGUUAUCGUCUGGAAAAAAUGCUGACAAAGAGUUAUCCUGUGGUUAUGUAAAUGUAUUAGUGUGUGUAUCAGACAUUACACCACCAAACACAUACUCUAAAAUCCCGUUAUCUGAGUCUGGUAAAAUUGUACACAUGACUCCACAAAUGUAAUUAAUAUAAGUACCAUACAUCUCUAUUUACUUUUGACAGACACACAAACCUGCAUGUCCUAUAACACAUUGUAUACGUUCUGAUUGGAGGAAAACCACACGACAUCGCCGCAGUACGCAACAUAUUAAUUGUCAUUAACUCCAUCUGUCGUAAACUGUGUUUUUUAUAAAUUUGAAACGAAUGACAUUAUCGCGCUUCACUAUGUCUGCUGUAAUUUACGAACUAAUCCUUGUUUUAAAAUCAAUAAAAUGUGUUUAUUG